Messenger RNA from Cryphonectria parasitica EP155, 387 nucleotides. RefSeq lists its product as uncharacterized. The transcript has 2 exons. Gene Ontology annotation, cellular component: cytoplasm; Atg12-Atg5-Atg16 complex; phagophore assembly site membrane. The annotation marks the transcript as partial. Gene Ontology annotation, biological process: autophagy of mitochondrion; autophagosome assembly; C-terminal protein lipidation. The record is from RefSeq and is a predicted model, not a curated record. Lineage: Eukaryota; Fungi; Ascomycota; Sordariomycetes; Diaporthales; Cryphonectriaceae.
UCACCCGAUCUGCCCCUCACGAUGACCGCCUCGCUCAUCCUCACUAGCCUCCCACGCGACUCGGCCUCGGCGCUUGCCGAAGCCAACGCCAGCUUGUUCCCUACUGAGCAAAAGGUCAUUGUGCGCUUCAAGCCCGUCGGCGGGUCGGCGCCUCCCCUGUCGCAGAAGAGGGAGCUAUCGAGGAUCAGCGCGGCGGCCAAGUUUGAGGCUGUCGUGGCGUACUUGCGGAGGAUUUUAAAGGUCGGGGAAGGCGAGAGCCUGUUCCUGUAUGUCAACUCGACAUUUGCGCCUGCGUUGGAUGAAAUUGUUGGGAAUCUGUGGAGGUGCUUCAAGGAUUCAAAUGACCAGCUUAAUGUUGGAUACUCGUUGACGCCCGCCUUCGGCUGA